Messenger RNA from Syngnathoides biaculeatus (alligator pipefish), 1825 nucleotides. RefSeq lists its product as uncharacterized. Gene Ontology annotation, biological process: DNA integration. Gene Ontology annotation, molecular function: nucleic acid binding. NCBI's taxonomy places the organism in Eukaryota, Metazoa, Chordata, Actinopteri, Syngnathiformes, Syngnathidae. The transcript has 2 exons. The record is from RefSeq and is a predicted model, not a curated record. Bases 170 to 1276 code for a protein of 368 amino acids.
GAGUCCCAGGGAAGGAAGGAUCCACCCUUGCGCGUUCCUGUCUAGGAAGCUGACCCCGGCAGAGAGGAACUACGACGUGGGAGAUCGGGAACUGCUGGCGGUCAAGAGCGCGUCGUAGGAGUGGCGGCACUGGCUGGAGGGCUCGCAAGCUCCAAGAACGGCAAGCCGGAUGCACUCUCGCGGACCCACGAGGGAGGGCGGACGGAUUCAGAAGCCGCUACUAUCCUGCCAGCAGCGUGCUUCGUGUCCGGCUUCACCUGGGCGGGUGAAGGAGGCCCUGGGAGAGACGCCGCCGCCCGCGGAUUGUCCGUCAGGCCGCCUUUUCGUCAUUCCAUCUCUGAGGGGAGACUUCAUCAAUUGGGCCCAUACCAACAAGACGGUCUGCCACCUGGGUAUGGCGAAGACGCGUUCAGUAGUCGAACAAAGGUUCUGGUGGCCUAACCUCAGCAGGGACGCCUGCCCGGUGUGUGCUGCCAAUAAGACUUCCCGCCUACGGCCUGUUGGUGAGUUGCGACCCCUGUCAACCCCCUUUCGUCCGUGGUCAUACAUUGCGCUGGACUUCGUCACCGUCCUGCCGCCUUCACAAGGGAACACAGUGGUGCUGUCCGUAGUGGACCGUUUCUCCAAGAUGGUCCACUUUGUGCCGCUUCCGAAGAUCCCGUCGGCCAAGCAGACAGCCCAGCUGGUGUUAGACGAGGUCGUCCGUUACCACGGGCUACCGCAGGACAUCGUUUCGGACAGGAGUCCGCAAUUCAGCGCCCGUUUCUGGAAGGAGUUCUGCAACCUCAUCGGCGCUUCAGCUAGUCGGACAUCGGGUCAUCACCCGCAGUCUAAUGGCCAGACUGAGGAUAAAUCAGGAAUUAGAGACCGGUCUUCGAUGUCUGGCAUCCAGGGACCAGAGCACGUGGAGCCAGCACAUCAAGUGGGUGGAGUAUGCCCACAAUUCUCUACCCUCCGCCUCAAGAGAUAUGGCUUCACUCCAUGUCGUGCAUGGCUAUCCUCCGUCCCUGUUUCCUCCACUGGUCACAUACUCCGUGGUCCCGUCGGCCCUGGCUGUGGUGUGACGCUGCAAACGGACCUGGGAAGCAGCUCGGAGGACACUGCUGCGCAUGAGCAGCGCCUACAAGGCUGCAGCGGACCACAAGAGAAGGGCCGCACCAGAGCUCAGAGUGGGACAGUGAGUGUGGCUCUCCACCAAAGAUCUCCCGCUGCGGACGGAAUCCCGCAAACUUGCUCCCAGGUUCGUUGGCCCGUUCCCGAUUUCCAAGAUCAUUAACCCGGUCGCCGUCUUGCUCAAACUGCCCAGGUCGAUGAAGGUGCACCCUACGUUCCACGUCAGCAGACUUUGCCCGAAUUGCACUUCGUCGCUGGCUCCUCCGGUCAAGCCCCCCCCCCCCCGCAUGGUCGACGGUGGGCCGGUGUAUACUGUGCGCCGGUUGCUGUCUUCCCGCCGCAGAGGAAGGGGGGUCCAGUACCUGGUGGACUGGGAGGGAUAUGGACCGGAGGAGCGCUCCUGGAUCCCCUCCCGCUUUGUCGUGGACCGCGCCCUCAUCAGGGACUUUCACGCGGCUCACACUGAUGCUCCUGGGCCGUCCAGAGCCGGCCGUUGGGGAGGGGGGGUACUGUCAUGCUCCGGGCUUCCUGCCCAGGCUGGGCUUGGCCAGCCAAUUAGUCAGAGCACACCUGCACCGUGUUACAGUUGAUGACGCCCAGUAUAUAUAGGACUUGGGGGACGACUUGUCCUCCGCUAGAUCGUCAUCCUUGAUGCCUCGUUCCCGAAGUCCUGUUUGCCUGACUUCUGCUCUCCGCCCACCGACCCACGCCU